CAGGUAGCUCUGGCAUCGACUUACAAAGACUAACCUGUGGAGUGGCCAAGAUGGAAAUGCCAACAUCCUGAAUCAUGGGUGUAUUUAUUGCGUUUACAACAUUAGAAAGAGAAGUAAUCAGACGUGUGAAGCAUUAUAGUAAUGUUAUGAAUAUGAGAAUGGUGUAGUGUUAUGUGUUUAAAGCCGUUUGUGUGAUGGGUUCCUAGAAAUUAUAGUGCAGUGUGUUAUCAGGAAUCCUUUGAAAGUACCGUUUUCUCUCAACGCUUCAUACCUGCAAGACCGUGACGCAGGGAACCGAAGUCUAAAACGGUGGAUGACUUUCUAGGAAGAAUUAUGGGGAAUCAUAACAUUUUGCCAAACAUGAAGAAUUCUCAAGAAAGACCAAGAAUUUUAUGGUUUUAUCUUCUGCUGUUCUUGUGGGGUUUGAGCGUGGAAGCUCAAUCUUUAAUAAACCGUGCUCCCCACUUCCUGCCUGGAGGCGAUAUGGCAAGGUUUUCACUACCUGAAGAUACCAAAGUUGGCACGCCUGUAUAUCGAUUGCGAGGACUCGAUCCAGAAGGCUCUAGUGUGCAUUACAGCAUCAGUGGAGAACAGUUGACAGUAGAUCGUAAAUCAGGAAUUGUUUCAUUACUCAGGCCAUUGGAUCGGGAAUCUGUUGAUCUGGUGGAAGUCAUAAUAAGCAUUACAGAUGAGGGAAUUGCAGGAUCCGAACCCAACACGGUGUCUCUGCGUCGAGAGAUCCCAAUUCUGGACGUCAAUGACAAUGCACCGGAAUUUCAAGGUCGUCCUUAUUCAUUCGCUGUGGCCGAGACUACACGUGUUGGGACGACUGUCUUCAGCAACAUUACGAUAACUGACAAAGAUGGAGGAGUUAAUGCUGAUAUUAUCUUAAGCUGUGCUGCGGAUAAAGAUAAUGAAGAUGCGUGUUCAACGUUCGAUGUGGCAACGGAGAAGAUAACUGAGGGAGAGUACGUGGGCAUAAUUUCACUUCUGAAGCCCCUGGACUACGAGCAACGUGCAGGGUACAGUCUGGUAUUGAAGGCGACCGACGUGGCCUCCGAAUCUUCCGCGAGGUUGACAGCAGUUGCUAAUGUCGCUAUCGAUGUGAUGGACAUUCAAGACCAACCUCCUGUCUUCUUGAAUUCUCCUUUCUCCGCAACCGUAGCUGAAGGCACAGCACCUGGCACAUCUGUCUUGAACAUCCGAGCAAGGGACGGAGACUCGGGCGAUCCGAGGAACGUGACGCUCGCUAUCGAAGGCGACGUGCUUGGUUACUUCUCGCUGGUUCAAUACGCGCACAGUCCGACCAGCGCAGUUUCUGUCGCUGACUUAGUUACGUCUAAUAAGUCAAUAGACAGGGAACAUCCAGACAUUUUUCAGAAUGGCGGAAUUUAUGUCUUUUCAGUUAAAGCCACGGAGUUAAUAAAUAAUGAACUUCCCGGGGACACGGCUACGUCACAAGUUACAAUUGUUAUUACAGACGUAGAUGACCAGGUUCCAGUAUUUAACGAGGAUAAUUUUCACAUUAGCGUGUCAGAAGAUAUUGGUGCUGACACACCUUUACCAGGCCUGAAUAUGGUCGUUAAUGACCGUGACGUAGGAGAGAAUGCUCGCUAUACUUUAAAACUUCGCGACGUAAAAAAUUCAGCUGGAACGUUCACGGUACACCCAUCAGUUGCGACUGGACGUACUCCGGUCGUAAUAAGAGUUGCAAAUGUUAAAGGAUUGGACUAUGAUGUGGAAGAUCCUUCCCUUAGAAAAAUUGUGUUUGAUGUUGUGGCGGUGGUUAAGGGGAAGCAGGACUUAGAUGUGGAAGUGGCCAGUGCACGAGUAACUGUUGAUUUGGUCGAUGCAAAUGACAACUCUCCCGUCUUCCCUCAGUCUGCGUAUCGUAUUCGUGUCUUGGAGAAUGUUCGUCCGGGGUCAUUGAUCUCUAACAUCACUGCAAAAGAUGUAGACAGUAAAGAGUUUGGUAGCGUAACUUACUCUAUCAAAGGCUUUGGAUCUGAGAAGUUUUAUACGCAAUCAAAAGAAGGAGGUUUAUAUGUGGCUAAAUCUUCUCCAGGUUUAGAUUAUGAAACCCAAAAAUCAUAUUCGUUAACCUUUGAGGCUCGUGAUGGUGGAGGACGUGUUUCAACAGCAAAUCUGUUUGUGGAAGUGGAGGAUGUUAAUGACAACGCACCUGUUUUUGAACAGAGGGAAUACGGCCGUACAGUGAGGGAAGGAGCAACUAGCUUUCAACCUCAACUAUUUGUUAGGGCAAUAGAUGCUGAUGGUCCAGAUCAAGGUGGGGGGAAAAUAUUUUAUAGUAUCCAGUCAUCUAAUGUUGAUAGGGAUGUGUUCUUUGUGGAGCCCGUCAGCGGAGAAGUAAAAAUGAAUUCUCCAGUCAACUCAUCUGAUACACCACGUGGCCAGUAUGAACUGAUGAUCAGAGCUACGGAUGCAGGCAAGCCACCUCUUCACGAAGAAACACGAGUGCUGAUUCGUGUGGGAGUACCAGGCAACCAAAGACCUAUAUUCCGUGGUAACAGAAAUGUUGGAAAUGGUCCAUCAAGUUAUGCGGCCACUGUACAAGAGAAUGCAGAACCAGAAACUGAAGUUGUGCAAGUGAUGGCCACAGAUCCCGAUGGUCAGGACUCGCUUCUGAAUUAUUUUAUAGCUGGAGGUGCUAGAGACAACUUUGUCAUCAACGAAAGAUCUGGCCAGAUCAGAGUGUCACCCGAUGCUCGCCUUGACCUUGAAACUGGUGGUUCUCACUAUGACAUAAUUGUCCAUGCCGUCGAUUCUGGUACGCCAAUAAGAGAGACGGCUACUGCUACAGUAGCAGUAGAGAUAACCGAUGUGAACAACAAGCCUCCCGUCUUUCAGGCAAAUGACGCUUCGGCUUUUGUUCGCUACGUGUCGGAGAGAGUUCCAGUUGGUGAACAUGUACUGACAGUAAAAGCUGUAGAUCCAGAUUCAGAUGCCAAAGUGGUAUACUCCAUAGUAGAGCCCAUUAAAGCUGCGGACAGAACGGGAGUCGCUUUGAAAUCUAUCGUUCCUUACAAUUAUAAAGCUGCGUUUAAAAUAAACUCAACAACAGGUGAAGUGUUUGUAGCCAAGUCAUUAGAUCAUCAAGCAGCAGCUGUAAUCAUCAUUACAAUUCAGGCCAAUGACGUAAAUGCUGUCGAACACGUUCAAGAUCAGUUUGCAAAAGCUGAGGUUACAAUUUAUAUACAAGCGUACAAUAACAGCAAUCCAGUUUUUACGAUAUCAACGUGGACACCAACGAACCCUGUCAUAAAGGUAGCGGUACGAGAAGAACAGCGUUUAGGAGCGACCUUAAUGACAUUGUCAGCUAAAGAUCCUUUGGAUGGGAGGAUUAUUUCGAAAUUUGAAGAAGUGAAAGGAGCACAGGAUUUUGUUAGCGUGGAUCCUCAUUCAGGAGACAUAAUUCUGAACAAGAGAUUGGAUUAUGAAAGCUUGCAACAAAAGUCAUUCAGUUUGCAAGUUCACGCAAUUAGCGACGAUGACAAAAGGACGAGUGAAGCGACAGUAAUUAUUGAAGUUCAAGAUAUAAAUGACAACAGCCCUCAAUUUUCUCAAGAGAGCUAUAAAACCCGAGUAUUUGAGUCUGCAAAAUAUCCUGAAAAAAUAUUGACUGUAAAAGCCAAUGAUCUUGAUAUAAAUGACAACAAAACAGGUUAUGGAACUAUUCGUUACUCUUUAAAUGGUGGAAGUGCUGCGUUGUUUGAUGUUGAUCCCGUAUCAGGAGUCGUUAAAAUUGCUCCAAAUGUUACGCUGGAUAGGGAGAAGCAGCCGCUAUUGAGGUUUAAUGUCGUGGCAUCAGACACUCCUCAAGGUGGCAGUGAACAGCGCAAGUCUAUUGCAGUGGUUUUAGUAGAUGUGCUAGAUGUGAAUGAUAAUGCUCCAUCGUUCACGAAGCGCAUGUACUCGGCAGUUGUACCAGAAAAUGUAGCGGUGGGCACCGAUGUUACUACUGUUACUGCAGUGGACCCUGAUGAUGGAGGUGGAGGACAGAUAACCUACGAUCUGUCAAAUGAAGGAGAAGCAAAUGGAUUGUUUGCUAUCAAUCAUACCACAGGACAUAUCAAAACACAAAAGGCCCUUACUGGCAAAGGUCGUACAGAACCCUACCAUCUGAUAGUACGAGCACAAGAUGGAGGGAACCCAUCAUUAUCAAUGGAUGUACCUCUUAGUAUAUAUAUAGGAGAUGUUUUCACCAAUGAUGGAGUACCGCUCUUUAUUCGACCAACGUUCAAUGAAGUCGCUAAAAUUUCUGAGAAUUCUUCAAUAGGAUCUCCAGUUUUCCAGGUGAUGGCCACAGAUCCUGAUGAUCCAAAUUCACCAAAUGGGAAGAUCUCAUAUAAAUUCCUAGAUGAUGGACUGGAUGCAGUUGCUUUCAAUAUUGAUGACGACACUGGUCUUAUCAGUACAAGGCUACUGCUUGAUCGAGAGCAGAAGGAAAAUUAUUCUUUAAUCGUUGUCAUUCAAGACCAUGGUGAUCCUCCUCAGCAGGCGUCCAGGGUAUUACAAGUUCAAGUGCUUGACAUCGAUGAUCACAAACCUCUUUUCAAGAGGGGACUGGAUGAUGAACCACAAGGUCUGACCAUCAGGGAAGAAGUAGAUAUCGGUACAGAAGUCGGAACAGUCGAAGCGGUGGAUGACGACAUAGGUGAAAAUGGAAUGAUCGAUUACCUCAUAACAUAUGGUAAUGAGGAUGGACUAUUUUCUAUAAUGCACACAUCAGACAACAAAGGAAUGAUUACCGUAGCGAAGAGAUUAGAUCGAGAGGCAGCCUCAGAACACUUAAUAACUGUGAAGUGUUUUAAGAAGUCUUCCAGGCCUCGCAGUUUGAGGAAACAGUACAACAGACAGGAUCCAUCGGAAAGGCAAGUGAGAAUUAUAGUACUGGAUAUCGAUGAUAACAAGCCUGUUUUUACAAAGGAAAAUAUCACUAUAGGCGUUCGCCUGAAUGUUCCUGUGGACAAAAAGGAAGCUAACGACAUCGAUUCAGACGCUCAACCUAUCACGUACAGCCUAGUCAACUCUACGUUUUUCUCUCUAGCACCAUCCAUUAUAGACACAGUGCCGGUGUCAGCCAAUCACAGUGCAGUGUUCAGACUCGACAACAAGACAGGAGAACUGAGAACGGCGAGCAGCAUGGUUGGCUUUGUGGAUGGCUUCUUUGAAUUGGACGUGACGGCAAACAAUAGUGAAUUUAGCGGAAGAGAAGUUAAUACAACAGUCAAGAUAUUUGUGCUUCGUGAUCGAGACCUUUUGAAGUUUGUGUUCAGCAAACCACCGACAGAUGUCAGACGAGUACUUAACGACUUCCAGAGGGAGGUAGAGAAGGCGCUUCUGCUUCCUGUCAGUCUCAACAUUUAUGACACUCAGUUUUAUGCCAAGGAAGAUGGCAGUCUUGACUUCAGCAGUACAAGUUCCUGUUUCCAGUUGGUUGGUAAGGAAAGCUACGACCUUAAUGACAUGCAGUCGUUGCUUCAGGAUCCAAGUAACAUUGACCUGAACAAAGUUUAUGAUAAAUACAAUGUGGAAGGUGUCCAGAGAUGCGCUCCUCUUAUCGUUAAAGCAGAGGCUUCUUGGAUUCAGCUCUGGGUAUUAGCAAUUGCGUGCUUCAUCGGAUUAGGUGCUCUGAUGGCUGGCAUAGCUACGUGCUGCUUACAUGGAAGGUACAAACGUCAUGUAAAGCGGAGUUUGUUACGAGACUGCCCCCGAGUUCCUGUUUCUAGUAUUGGGUAUUUAUCAGGUACAGGUGCCUCAUCUACGAUGAUUAUAACGCCCUCGGCUGCUUUAUCAGAAGGACCGCGAAUGUACGAAUGGGCGCACGACGGCCCAGGAUUACCUCCGGGUCAUGACAACAUGUCGUACCAUAGUUUCCCAACAAGUACAGGUGGUAAAAUGGAAUCGUAACAGCUUUGACCGAACGGAUGGGUGACAGAUGGCCGAAGCAGCGCAGCCGUCAAUGCACACUUUGAAUUCAAUUUUAGGUUAAGAAUACAGUGCAAAUUGGACAAGAGAUCACAUUGACCCAGUUGCUUGAUGACAUUCUCUGUCAGUGAAAUUAGCAUCGUGAACGGAUGUAAGCUCACGCUGUGAGAUGUCUGGUUAUUAACAAUCUGUCUAGGUCCGUAAUAACUAGUCUCAUCAGUACGAAUUUGUAUGGACGAGAGACUCAGCAUGGAACUGCGCUGUGUUAAUCCACCAUAACUAAGGUCACUUUCUUCUUUUUUAGAGAGUGGAAAAUAACGGCAUGGUGAACGCGUGUGUAUGAUUAGCAGCCGUGUGUAAAGUGCAGAAAUAUUAUCAGUGUUGAAAAGAAUAUGAAAUCCAACUACUUGCAAAUGUCGGAAGAAUAAAUUUGUUUAUAUUCGUAAUCUUAUUCAGAGCUGCCAACAUCGCUUUCGGAUAACUACAGUCUUUUAUUUCUUACUUUCCCUCGUUUAAGGUUUUAUCCGUCUCAUGUUGUUUGCAAAUUUACAGUGUCGUCUUCUCAUUUGGACAUUACAGUGAUUCGUACUUGACUAAACUGAUAAUCGAUCAUCUGGUUAGGAAUUCUUGGUCGUUUAUAAAAUUCAAGGAUCCGUUACGUUAAACUACAGCCUGCUACAAGAUCAUAUCCUGAGCAGCUUGGAACCAGGAAAAAACCUCGCAUUCGAUUUCAUUAAGAUAUUUGUUUAUUUUAUGCUCCAGUCUGAGUAAAUGAUCUUUUCCCUUCAGGUUUUCCCAAUAAAAUUUUGUGUGCAUUUCUCACCUAGUACGCUUUCUGCAUAUCGGAGCCUCUUCCUGAGCUCAAUACGCCUGCCAGGUAAUUCAUGUGCUUUGAAAGACUGAAUAAAAUCACUAAAAUUAGCCACAGGCAGGGGAGACAUUCCAAAUGGAAUACAAUCUCGAAAGGUAAGAACCGCGUGGUAGAGAAGUGAUCUAUAUACCCACAAACAUUCAAUCAUGAUGCGUGGCGCCGCUCUGUGACAACUUGAUGCAUUAAACUGUUUCAAGUUAACGCCGCUGAUGCAGAUGGCGUUUGUAGAACAAAACUGUUUGGAUAGAUUACUUCGGAUAACCUGUCGUCCGAACAAUGGUAAUUAUUAAACUUUCUAAGUUCUCUGUGGUUAUAACAUCAAAAAGGAAGGAACUGGACAUUAUUUCAGAGCUGUCCUCAAUUAUUUAUCUGCCUGUCGUUUUAAUUAGGACUAAAACUAAAGCCUACAUGCAAACGAAUAACAAAAUAAUUAAAAUAAUUUAUCAGUUAUCCAAGCAGAUAGCAGCACUUAACUUCCUUCCCCCACACUCGUCAGUUCAAAAACAAAGGAGAAACAGCUCCACACCAAAACAAGACGUGGAAUAAUCAUCACAAAAUGGGACAG
Messenger RNA from Zootermopsis nevadensis, 7385 nucleotides. RefSeq names its product cadherin 74A (gene Cad74A). Gene Ontology annotation, biological process: homophilic cell-cell adhesion. Gene Ontology annotation, molecular function: calcium ion binding. NCBI's taxonomy places the organism in Eukaryota, Metazoa, Arthropoda, Insecta, Blattodea, Termopsidae. Gene Ontology annotation, cellular component: plasma membrane. The record is from RefSeq and is a predicted model, not a curated record.